Messenger RNA from Protopolystoma xenopodis, 447 nucleotides. NCBI's taxonomy places the organism in Eukaryota, Metazoa, Platyhelminthes, Monogenea, Polystomatidea, Polystomatidae. The record is from the annotation of a GenBank genome assembly.
AUGACGAUACUCACUGAUGAUGCCGACUACGAUGCCGGCGAAACGUUUAAGAAUGUACCGCGUCCACGGUUCAACGUUGGAAAUGAUCAUGCAGACAAUGAACUCCGGACUAGGUAUGUAGAAAAACUGGGUUUCGAAGAAUCUCUUAAUAGAUUGAUGCUGGAGUACCUUUCAGCUCGUUUGAAGAGGCGAGUGGAAGAGAUUCGUAAGUUGGUUUUACCGGAAGCUGUAGAGGGUUGCAAUAGAGCUGUGGUUGGAUUUGUACUGAUAGGUCUUCGGCGCACAGGGUUCGCAGGACGUUUUGCUGAGGACAUAUUAGCACAAAUCUACAAUCACAGCUCUGAGCCAAUUACCUUACAGCUUUCGAUGGAACCAAUUUACAAAUCCCUUCCCCUCGGCUCUUUAAACGAAAUGAAAGUUUCUCUAACAUUUAAUCACCUUAUGUGA